This is a messenger RNA of Coccinella septempunctata (seven-spotted ladybird), 952 nucleotides long. RefSeq lists its product as uncharacterized. The coding region runs from base 80 to 643 and encodes 187 amino acids. The record is from RefSeq and is a predicted model, not a curated record. The transcript has 2 exons. Lineage: Eukaryota; Metazoa; Arthropoda; Insecta; Coleoptera; Coccinellidae.
ACAACUUUCAAUCUGUCAUCAAAUAGAAAGCAUAGUGUUGUCAAGUAGAAAUUUGGUUUUCACAGGAAAUCUGCCCCAUAUGCUCCAUAGUUUCAUAUCACUUAUCGUCAUCAUACCCUUAGCAUCUGAUCUGAGUGAGUGCAAGACCGAAUCAUUUUGGUAUCCUACUUGGUACACGAAAAAUCUAGGUAGUGGUCCGGACCAGAACGUUAAAGUCGGAUCCGAAACCUUUCAUAUUCCUGUCACAUCAACAGACACUCCAGUUCACCUGAACUUGAACUCAGCUACACCAAAAUUAACUAUUAACUACCCAAGGAAAGUCGAUUACUUGGCCCUUAAGAACAAGCAGUGUCUCCUCAAAAUUCCCCUCAAACGUGGAAGGAGAAGAUACGAGAGAAAGUUCAUUGCUAUUUCGGAAGGCAUUUUUCCACAUCCUGAAUCACAGGAGAAAUUCGUUAUUGUCCACAGAAGAAGAGAUGGAAAUUUGGAGAGCUUGGAAAUGGAUUGUGUAAAAGGUACAUAUUUUGAUGCGAAGGAGAAGAAAUGUAGAUAUAAGAACAGAAUUUCUCCAACUACAAGCUUUGAGAACAGAGCUACUGAAAACUAUUUCAUGUCGACGAAUAAUAAUAUAAAUAUUAUAUGAAAGUGUGGGUGAAGAUCAUCGUCUGAAAAUUAAAGAAUAUUCGAAUAGUUCCCUUUCAAUAGAGUUUAUUUUACAAAUUUUUUUGAGGUGUUCCUUUUUUCGAAGGCAACUAAUUCAUUAAAACCAUAAUGAAAAUAGCCAAUCUCUUUACCUGACAAACUCAAGAUAUUCUCAUGAAUCUCAUUUUCAUUGUGUUAUAUGGGAUGACCAGAAAAUUUCAUAUUUUUUUGUUGUUGUCAAUUACGCCUAGAGUGGGAGUAGCUCUAUAUAAACCCUUUUUUUUUCAAAUGACAUGGUCAAUAAAUUUAA